AUGGCGGCCGCCCUGAAUUGCUUCAUCAGCAAGUCUUCAGACCGGAUGAACCCUUUUUUCCAGCUGUUGAGAAAAAAAGAAGCAUUUGAAUGGAGACCCGAGUGUACCGAGACAUUGCAAAGUCUUAAAAGAUACCUUAGUACACCACCUCUUCUGUCCACUCCAAAACCAGGAGAGGAGCUGUACCUAUAUCUAUCAGUCUCAGAUCACGCCGUAAGCGCGGUAUUAAUUCGAGAAGUUAACAAGGAGCAGAGGCCAGUAUACUAUGUUAGCAAGACUUUACUAGAUGCCGAGACACAGUAUCUACCCUUGGAAAAGUUAGCUUACGUGCUGCUUAUCGCCUCAAGAAAAUUGCAACAUUACUUCCAGGGGCAUACCAUCAAUGUCCUCACCGAGUUCCCCCUCAGAUCUGUAUUCAGCCGAGCUGAUUUCUCUAGCCGAACAGCAAAAUGGGCGGUAGAACUUGGUGAGUUUGACAUUCAGUACCAACCCAGGACAGCAAUCAAGGCCCAGCUCUAUGUCGACGGAUCAUCCAAUAACCGAGGCUUGGGGGCAGGAGUAGUACUUAGCUCACCAGAGGGAUUUAUUUGGGAGCAGGCUCUCAGGCUCAGUUGGAAGGCCUCUAACAAUAAGGCGGAAUACGAAGCAUUGCCGGCUGGCUUACACAGUGCCGAACAGUUCAGUACAGAACAACUUUUUGUUUUCAGCGACUCACAACUGGUGGUAAACCAACUUUCCAGUUGGGACAAAAACAUCCAUGCUGAUGCUCUGGCUUGCCUCAACUCGUCAGUAGAUACUAAAGAUGCUAGAAAAGUUUGGGUUGAGUUCGUGCUAGAACCAAGCAUUGUAUCUUCAGUCCUUUGUAGCAACUUAGAGCCAAGCUGGAUGGAUCCGAUACUUGCUUUUCUAAAAUCUGGCACUCUCCCCGAAGAUAAAAAGAAAGCCAACAAAGUCAGACACAGGUCAACUCGGUUUUGGAUCUCACCAUCUAGGAAGCUGUACAGAUGCUUCUAUCUCGGCCCUUAUCUUCUAUGCGCGUAUCCAAAUCUGGUCGAAAAUGUUCUCUACAAAAUUCACGAUGGGAUUUGUGGAUGCCACGUUAGUGGAAGGUCACUGGCACACCAGGCCCUCACUCACGGGUACUGGUGGCCACGGAUGCAACAAGAUGCACAACAGUACAUUCAGAAGUGCGAUAAAUGUCAGAGACGAUUUUUCAUCGCUCCAACCGACUAUUUCACUAAGUGGGCUGAAGUCGAAGCACUAGCAAGUAUCAAAGAAGUAGACCCAAAGCGGUUCGUCAUGAGGAACGUAGUAGUGCGUUUCGGCAUCCCGCGGGUACUGAUUGUAGAUAAUGGAACACAGUUUGAUGGGAAGAUCUUCAGAAAGUUUUGUGCUGACCUCAUAAUCGAAUAUCGGAACUCUUCUCCAGGGGUACCCACAAAGUAA
Molecule: messenger RNA, 1446 nt
Organism: Camellia sinensis
Lineage: Eukaryota; Viridiplantae; Streptophyta; Magnoliopsida; Ericales; Theaceae
Source: RefSeq, a predicted model, not a curated record